AUGGUUUUUCGUGGUCAGUAUCUAACAUUUCAAGAAUUAGAACAUUUAAAAAAUAAUAUUAAAUCAAUUAUGAUAACCAAUACUUUCUGUUCGGCUACAUUGAAUGAAAAAGUAGCCCAUUUUUUUAUCAGUGAUGGUCAAAAACCACCACCAGGACAAAUGGCGGUUAUAUUUCAAAUCAUUAUUGAUGAUUUAUAUUACGAUUAUAUUCCCUUAAACUUACACAAUAUUCGACCAUUCGCAUAUAUUGCGAGUCAAAGCCAGAUCAAGGAUGAAAAAGAAGUAUUGUUUGCUUUUGGUAGUGCAUUUCAAAUCAAAGAAGUCAUAUCACCGAAUGAGGAAAAGCGUUGGUGGACUGUUAUCUUAUCCCUUGAGUCGUUUUAUGCGGCACGCUGCUCGCCUGAUAUGCGAGAAAUUUUUCGGUUUCGACCUAGUUUUACUCCUCUUAUUGAAGAAUUCGCCAAAUUUUGUCAUUAUGUUACAGAGAAUCGAGAAAUGCUCUUAUCUGCAGAGUGGUAUGGUUUUACAAGACCACACAUAGAAUCAUUGUUAAAAAGCGGUUAUAAUGCAAUGACAGAAUCCUUCCUCCACAAUGAGAAAUAUGCAAAAGGUAUUGAUGCCAUGCAACGCUUGCUAAUGCUACAGACUCGUUUAAGUUCAUCGACUGAUAUUAGUCUUGUGUCUACAUAUUGCAAAUUAGUAGUAAUCUACGAAAAAAACAAUCAAUACAAUGAAAGUAUUCAUACUUUUAAAGACAAAGUGUUACCUUUACUUAUGUCAAGAGAUCCGGAUGGUAAAGAUUACAUGAAUGCUGCCUCUAAAGAGUGUUUACCAAAUGGUAUAAGUUUCCAAGACGUGUGUACGAGUCUAUCAAAUGCAUAUGAAAGUAUCGGAACGUCUUCCAUGGCACUACUCUGGAGAAAGCUGCGAAAACAUAUGAAGCCACUAGCAGGAACACUAGCUGAUCAACAACGUCGUUCUCUCGUGUCAUAUCGUAUCGAGACUUCUGAGCAGAUGACAGACAAUGAUAAACUCGAACUAUACGAAAAAUAUCUUCAUAAUACUCUGAAUUCUUACAAAAGUUCUGAUCAUCCGAUGAAGAAUUCCAUUGACAAAGAUGACGCCGAAAUCUUCACUGAUCUAGUAUGGUCAAUAUGUGGCCUGAAAGGCUGCCUCCGUUUGUACUGCUAUGAUAUACCGGUACUUGAAUAUGCUUCGAACUCUGCUGAUAUUGUAUCUUUAUCAAUACAUAAUACUACUACACUUAUUAUUGGUAAUAUACCAAGUCCUAUCAUUCAACAGACGAUAAUGCCAAGUGCACCCUUGCCAUUUCAUUCAUAUUACCAUCGUUUCUUUGCCGAUGAUAUUGUUCAUACAUCGAAUGCGUUUGAAUAUGCUACGCGACUUAUUCAUUUUUCGAAUGACAUCUUAAUUAAAUUAGACUUUCAAUCUAAAAUUGAGCCGAAUUUAGGCUCUGAUCCAUUAAUUCAUCAACAUGUUUUAUUUCUCCGUUAUUUUAUUCAUAUUCAGUGCGAUGAUACCAAAGAAUUUUUAAUGGAUAAACAACAAUCGAAUCAUUUGGAAGCUUUGAACAGACGCAUAUUGACUGACUUUCAUCUUUUAAAUCAUGAAACUUUCGUGCCAUCAUUAGCUGGUUUAGCAUUUGUUGGUUCAUCCAUCAAUGAUACAGCUACAGAAAAUGAAAAUGGUUCGCCUGUCGAAAAUGUGGCUAGUCUUCUUUUCAAACUACAAUGGCAUAUUGGAUUGAUCGUUGCGUAUUUUUACGCGUGUAAUACGGAAGAAAAGAAUGAUAUUCAAAUAAAACUAUUGAACAUCGAACGUCGACUGCUACGUUUUUGGAUAUAUAAUAUCGAGAAAAAAAUCAUACAGACCUCAAAUAUCUAUGAUAAAAUUUUAAAGAACAGAUUCACAGAUCAACUCGAGAUUGGUAGCUAUCUAAAUCAUCGACCAUCGACUCACGAUUUUCAAUUUAAAGCGAAAGACACAAUUCAAUGUCCGGGACUUCCUUCAAUUUUCAAGGAUAUACUUAAAACAUUAUAUGAAUUACAAGAAGAUGAUCGAUUGCUUCAUAACUUAUUUGACAAAUGGAAACAGAAAGAAUCAGUUGACCAUGAUAGUAGUCUACAGUUUGAAGAAGAAACUCGCAAAAAUCUAUCGACCAUUGUGUCGCUACAAUCGUUGAUAAAGUAUCUAAUAGAUUAUAGAAUAAAAGUUAUCAAUACUGAUCAGAACGAUGAAUUUGAUCGCUUUAUUACAUGGUAUCAUGCAUGCCCUCCUCUCGAACACAUGUACAACACCAUUCAAACAACUGAAAUUAUGUACCAUAAAGCUAGAGAUUACGUCGAGAAAACUUUUCUUUCUUAUAAACAACAAAUAAAUUAA
Molecule: messenger RNA, 2403 nt
Organism: Adineta steineri
Lineage: Eukaryota; Metazoa; Rotifera; Eurotatoria; Adinetida; Adinetidae
Source: the annotation of a GenBank genome assembly